This is a messenger RNA of Branchiostoma belcheri (Belcher's lancelet), 723 nucleotides long. RefSeq names its product transmembrane and coiled-coil domains protein 2-like. Lineage: Eukaryota; Metazoa; Chordata; Leptocardii; Amphioxiformes; Branchiostomatidae. The coding region runs from base 90 to 503 and encodes 137 amino acids. The transcript has 3 exons. The record is from RefSeq and is a predicted model, not a curated record. Gene Ontology annotation, cellular component: endomembrane system.
CCUCUUUGCCAACUGUUUCCCAUAUAAUUACCUCUGUACAGAGACUAGAGGAGCAGCUGAAUGACCUGACAGAGCUGCAUCAGAAUGAGAUGAGUAACCUGAAGCAGGAGCUGGCCUCCAUGGAGGAGAAGGUGGCGUACCAGUCUGACGAGCGAGCACGCGAUAUCCAGGAGGCUCUCGAGUCCUGCCAGACCAGAAUAUCUAAGAUGGAGCUGGCUCAGCAGCAGCAGCAGCUGGUGUCCAUGGAGGGGCUGGACAGUGCCAACGCUCGCGCCCUCAUCUCAAAACUCAUCAACGUCCUGCUGGCCGUCAUCGCGGUCAUCCUGGUCCUGGUGUCCACUCUGGCCGGCAUGGUCACUCCCAUGCUCAAAACACGAAGCCGGGUAGCGAGCUCCCUCCUGGCCCUGCUGGUGACCGUGCUGCUGUGGAGAAACUGGGGUUACGUUGUCGACGCGUAUCACCACUUCCUCGAACACUACGCCGUCAUGGUCACCCUCAGAUGACACCCAUACGCACCGUAACAUAUCUCGUAUCGUCCGUACGCUACAGGCAUAUCUUCUAUCAGUACAGCGCACUGGUAUCAACUUGUUGCACUACAAAACCGAUUGUGUAUACUGGAACAACAAGGCUGUGAUAGGGGUUAUGGGUAUCAGGUAUCUUUGUUAAAGAAAUUUGAUAUCAGGUAUCUUGGUAACCCCUUUCCCAGCAUCAGCAGUGCUAAAG